Rhodofomes roseus is the source of this 1672-nucleotide messenger RNA. RefSeq lists its product as uncharacterized. The annotation marks the transcript as partial. NCBI's taxonomy places the organism in Eukaryota, Fungi, Basidiomycota, Agaricomycetes, Polyporales, Fomitopsidaceae. The record is from RefSeq and is a predicted model, not a curated record. The transcript is spliced from 5 exons.
UCUUCCGCCUGCUCCAUCUCCUCAACAACCCGCCCGAUACUCACGUUACGGUCGUAGAAGUGUUUCUGCUGCACUACAAUUUAAGCACUCUGCUGCACUACAAGCACUCAAGAAAACAAGAUAAAGGUAUCCGUCAGUUCGUGGUCUUCACAUUGCCGAUCCGGGCGGGAAGGGGACCCGUAUCAACAGAUCAUAUAAGUAUAACUAGCCAGGCUGAAGAAUCAAGGACUUUGUACUGAUACAUAUGAACCAGUCCGUAUAAACGGCGAUGGUUGUCGGCUUCCAAUCGUUGAACGAUGAUGUUCUCAUCCUUAUCAUCGCGCUCAUCCCGCGCAGCGACAUGCAAAACCUCGCCUUGACCUCUCGCACCGUGAGCCCCGUCGCCCGGCGGCGCAUCCUCUACUCUCUACGCCUCAAUGCGCCAGUCAAGAAUCUCGAGUUCCACAACUUCAUGCUCGAAGAGGACGACGGACAGCGGAUACAGUACUUGCGCAAGCUCACCAUUAUAUGCUCGAAAUCCCCUUGGCGUCACAAGUCCGCCGACAUCUACUCCCCACUUGCUACCGUCCUCGCGAGGGCACAAAAUUUACGGGCGCUUGUCGUGUCCGAAUUAGAGGAGCAGCUUGCGAUGGAAGGCGGGAGUGUAUUGGGUGAUGCAAUCGCGUCGAUGCGUCGCUUGCGCGAGCUCGAGCUGCGCUGCGUCGCCACGCGGGGUAUGGCGCUUUGUGAGAGACUGGCUUGCAGACCAAGGGUAGUCCGUCUCGAGGCGCUGUCGCCGUUCUCAAUACCAAAUUCUCGUGCCCAAGUACAGCCUGCAACUCUUGUUGGGCUCGAAAUCCUGCGGAACGCGUCGGAGAUCACACUACACAACUUCCAGCUCAGAUGCGACGAGGAGGUACCGCUUCCACAACCACACACCUAUCGAUGGAACCGCGCUCGUACUUUAAGUCUAAAGAACAUGGACCCAGUUGCACUUGCCCCAUUGUGCCAAAACCUCGCGUACCUCCAAAUGGCAUUCUGGCAAGCAAAUGACGCUGGCCGUGGGACAAGAUACGGCGGCGAUUACCAUUACACUCGCACUGCAGAGUUCACAGAUGAUGUCCAUGUUGCCUCGCAGCUGCGCGUCUUGGACAUCUACAUCAAAGUGAACUGGAACUGCGAAAAAUCACAGAUCUACGACACCGUUACCCUCACGGUACGCAUGUCCCUCCCGGUCGUGCUCUCUAUGCAAUUCCACUAUGGCGACACGAUACUGUGGACGGAGCUCGCAGAGCUGUCGGAGCAAGCCGCCGCCCGGCUACGUUACCUCGAUGUCCUCAUGCACGAUGACCAUUCCGGGGCUGCGCAAAUGUGGUUGGACGAAUGUCUCCCUCUAUUCUCCGACAGCGAUCUCCUCUGCAUCCGCCUCAGGCUCGUUGACCAGAUCGACAGAGUCAUCGACUUGAAGGAGUUCGAAUCAAUGGUUGAUGAUGAGAAUGAGUUGGUGAGCGACCAUUGGGAAGACAUACAGAACGAGGCGCCCCAGCCUGUGAUUGCAAAAGCGAUCCCGUCCCUCCGUUAUGUCGCUGUGUCGAGUGGGUACAUGGUCAAGAACGACACAGCACCUGGAGGGUCGAGCUUCCGUGGAGAGGCACAGUGGUGGCGCGUCGUGGGGGACGAUAAAGGCUCAGGG